Molecule: messenger RNA, 2052 nt
Organism: Dermacentor andersoni
Lineage: Eukaryota; Metazoa; Arthropoda; Arachnida; Ixodida; Ixodidae
Product: heat shock 70 kDa protein 1B-like
Molecular function (GO): ATP binding; ATP-dependent protein folding chaperone
Source: RefSeq, a predicted model, not a curated record
GGCGUCUUUCACUCAGGCCACCGCACUGAAAGCAGGGAAACCGAGGCUCGACACGCCUCCAGCGAGCUCCCGGUGAGCUCCAACCGACAGCAGGUCGGUGGGGUCCCGGCAGCAGCGCGAUGGCGAGUAUGCCGGCGAUUGGCAUCGACCUGGGCACGACGUACUCGUGCGCGGGCGUGUUCCGCCAGGGAAAGGUGGAGAUCAUCGCCAACGAGCAGGGAAACCGCACUACGCCCAGCUAUGUGGCUUUCACAGAUCAAGAGCGCCUCAUCGGCGAGGCUGCCAAGAACCAGGCGGCGCUCAACCCUACGAACACCGUCUUCGAUGCGAAGCGGCUCAUCGGAAGAAACUUCAAUGACCCGGCACUGCAAAAUGACAUGAAGCACUGGCCCUUCAAAGUGAUCAAUGACGGAAACAAGCCCCGGGUCCAGGUCACCUUUCACGGCGAGACCAAGGUGUUCCACCCAGAGGAGAUCUCGUCCAUGAUACUGUACAAGAUGAAGGAGAGCGCAGAGGCCUUUCUCGGUGGGCCCGUCAAAGAGGCUGUCAUCACCGUGCCGGCCUACUUCAACGACUCGCAGCGGCAGGCGACAAAGGAUGCCGGCGCCAUCGCAGGCCUCAAAGUGCUCCGCAUUGUCAACGAACCGACAGCGGCUGCGAUAGCCUAUGGCCUUGACAAGACGAACGAGAAGGAACGCAACGUGGUCAUCUUCGACCUGGGCGGCGGCACGUUCGACGUGUCCGUGCUCUGCAUUGACAAGGGAACCUUCGAGGUCAAGGCCACGUCGGGCGACACGCACCUGGGCGGCGAGGACUUCGACAGCCGCAUGGUGUCCUUCCUGGCGCAGGAGUUCCUGCGCAAGCACAAGAAGAACAUCGAGCAGGACAAGAAGGCGCUGCGCCGCCUGCGCACCGCCUGCGAGAAGGCCAAGCGCACGCUGUCGUCCUGCACGCAGGCCAGCAUCGAGAUUGACUCUCUGUGCGACGGCGUGGACUUCUACACGUCCAUCUCACGAGCACGGUUCGAAGAGCUCAACUCGGACUUGUUCCGGUCGUGCCUCGACCCGAUGGAGCGCUGCCUGAAUGACUCCAAGCUGAACAAGGCAGACAUCAAGGACGUCGUGCUUGUAGGUGGCUCAACCAGGAUUCCCAAGAUACAGAGGCUCGUCCAGGACUUCUUCAACGGCAAAGAGCUGAACAAGUCCAUCAACCCGGACGAAGCUGUGGCAUACGGCGCUGCCGUCCAAGCCGCCAUCCUGACCAACGUCAAGACGGUCGAGCUGCAGGAUCUGCUGCUCCUCGACGUCACCCCUUUGUCGCUCGGCAUCGAGACGGCGGGUGGAGUGAUGACGGUGCUCAUCAUGCGUAACACCACCAUACCCAUCAAAAAGACCCGCAUCUUCACCACGUACACGGACGAGCAGCAGAGUGUGCUCAUACAGGUGUUCGAGGGCGAAAGGGCUCUCACGAAGGAUAACAACCUGCUUGGCAAGUUCGUGCUCAAGGGCAUCCCACCCGCGCCGAGGGGUGUGCCGCAGAUUGAAGUCACCUUCGAUCUCAGCGCUGACGGAAUCCUGAACGUGUCGGCUGUCGAGAAGAGCGUCGGUAAGCCCAAAAAUAUCACCAUCACGAACGACAAGGGCCGCCUGACUUCUGACCAGAUCCAGAAAAUGAUCAAGGAGAGCGAGAGCUACAAGGAACAGGACACCGUCGAGAGGAACCGCAUCGCCGCCCGAAACGCACUGGAGACCUACCUAUUUCAGCUGCGCACCAAGAUCAAGGAGGACCCGUCCGUAAAGAACGUGCUCAAGCAGGAAGAGGUGAACAGCGUGCUCAAGAAAGCGGACGAGCUAGAAGGGUGGCUGGAGAUGAACGCGAGAUCUACCAGGGACGAGUUUGAAAACAAAAAGAAAGAGAUGGAGACGCUGUGGGAGCCUCUCGUCUUGCGUGUCUAUGCCAGCACGCAAGGAGGAAGCUUGAACACUCGGUAGGACGCCGAGAGAGACGCAUUCUAAAUAUUUGCGCAUAAUUAAACUUGUUUUAGGUAUUGUA